Messenger RNA from Linum trigynum, 3260 nucleotides. Lineage: Eukaryota; Viridiplantae; Streptophyta; Magnoliopsida; Malpighiales; Linaceae. The record is from the annotation of a GenBank genome assembly.
AACAACCAUUAAACGACCAUUACCCUUGCCUAGCCGAAGAAGGAUUAGGACCAACAUUUCCUCUCCACGAUACUGAAAGAUGUCGUCACUCAACGUCCGAAUCGUCUCGGAAGAAACCAUCAAGCCGUCGUCCCCGACGCCACCGCACCUCAGAAUCCACAAGCUUUCGUGCAUGGACCAAGCCUCCCCUCCUCGCUACAUGCCCGCACUCUUCUCCUACCCCACGAACCACGACUCAUCACAAACCUCUUCCCAAACCGAAGUUCUCGAGAAGCUCAGAUCCUCCCUCUCAACCACACUCAACCACUACUACCCUUUCGCCGGUAGGUUCCGCGACGACGGCGUCUCCGUCGAGUGCAACGGCCACGGCGUCCCUUUCGUCGUGGCCAGCGUGGAAGGCGACAACGCUGAUAUGUCAUCUGUGCUGGAAUCGCCCGACGAAGACCGCCUGGUCCAGCUGAUUCCCUGCCAUCCCCAGCAGAGGCUGACGGACACCAACGGAGAGUUGUUCCUUCUGGCCGUGCGGGUCAAUUUUUUCAAGUGUGGCGGGAUAGCCGUUGCGAUCUGCGCCUGGCACGGCGUGGCUGACGCGUCGAGCCUCUGCUGUUUCGCCCAGGCCUGGGCCGCCAUCUGUCGCGGGGACCCUAGGGUGUACGGCCUCCUCAAGGGUGCUGUAGUGGACUGCAGCUCCCUCUUCCCUCCACAGGACUCCCUGUCUCGCGGAGCAAUGUUAAAUUACCACAAGCAACCAUCUGACUCGAACAACAGUUCGAGUCAGACAGCUGCUGUUAGUGUUGCUGCAGCAACCAGCAUGGUGAUAGUGAAGCGGUUCGUUUUCCCUGGCUCUAAAAUCACAGCCCUCAGGGAAAGGAUCAUGAUCAGCAGUGGCAGUCGUCGGCUGACACGUGUUGAGGCUAUCUCUUCCCUCUUCUGGACAGCCACCAUUCGGGUGGCUGAACAGAAGAGAAAGGAGAAGAAAGAGGAGGGGCAUCGAUUUCAUUCCGCGGUGAUGGUGGUGAACAUACGAACGAGGACAAGCCCACCGUUGCCGGAUGUGUGCAUGGGGAACCUGAUCCAGCCGACGGUGGCAGUGAAAUGGCCGAUGAAUGACAGUGGCAAGAAGGCGACAUUGGCUGGGGAGGAUGAGGAGACGUUGUUAUUAGGUGGCUUGGCGCGAAAAUUGGGAGAUGCGGUAAGGACAGUCAACCCAGAGCAUUUGAAGCAGCUACACGAGAAUGAUUCAGAGGGUUAUCUAGCCCUGACAAAAUCGUUUGCGGAAGAGUAUGCAAAAGAAGACUUCAUCAUGAUAAGCAGCUCUUGUAGGUAUCCGUUCUACCAAACCGAUUUCGGGUUUGGGAGGCCCAGUUCGGUCCAAGGGUUUUCUAGGAGUAAUAAGACGGUGGUGUUGUUGGAUGCUAGGGACGGUGAAGGGAUUGAGGCGUGGGUUACGUUGGAUAAGGACGAUAUGUCCAUGCUCGAGAAGGAUCCCUCGAUUCUUCAUUAUGCUAGCUAGUUAAUUCUCAUAAUAAUUGUUUUCUGAAUGUACAAGUUUGCAAAGUUUUUCUUCUGUUUAAGAAUGAAUGUGGUGCGGUAUGCGGACGACGUAUGUUGUUGUAUAUCGAGCCCAUAAGUUACCUGGGCAAUGGGGUAUACAAAUUUGACAAAGGCGGGUCCGACACAAAAAUAUAACACAUCUUUUAUAAAUGUUUUCAGUCAUGAUCAUGACCUGCUUUCAUAUUUUCAAAACAUUAUAAAAUACAUCCAUCCUCCAAAUUAUCUAGGACGUCACUCUCAAUAUAUCUUACAAAAAUAUUUUACAAACUUUUUCUGAUGUUUAAUAAAGAAAGUAGUGUGCUAUGCAAAUAUUGUAUGUUAGUAGUCACUCAAUUAAGUAGGGUCUGGCUACAAAUAAAAUAUAUAAAACAAAAUUUAUUAAUUUUUUACAGAGACCCACAACUUGUUUUCAUAUUUCAAAAAUAUUUUAAUAUAUGUUCAUCAACCAAACUAACUAACAUAUCACUCUCAAUAUGUCCUACCAAUAAAUCAUCUAAACUAUUUGGACAAGUUGAGAUUAGACUAGCAGUUAUACUUAUGGUUUUAGAGAAUAGCAUUUACUAUCACUACAAAACAAAACACAUACCGCAGGGGAUUUUUUCAGUUUUAGUGACGGAAAAAACCGUUGCUAACUCCCGCCAACGGUUUUAGUAACAGCAGCAAAACCGCCGCAACUAUAAUCGCCGCAAGUUUACGACAAGGGUUAUCCUAACCGCUGGUGAAUGUUUUUACAGCGGUGUUUGUGACGGUUUUUACUGUCGCUAUUGAUAUUUUUUCCCUCUCAAAUAUGAAAUUUUAAAGAAAUGGCGGAUGCUUUUGCGACGGCAUUGAAACCUCUGCUACAGGCCACUCUAAUCUCACUUUUCAGAGCACCACCUACAAGCCUCUAGUAACGACUUUUAGCAACCAUUUUUAAUGACUAUUUUUAGCAUUGUCAUUAAAACAUUUAUUACUAUAACCUGUUGCAGCAUUUCAAAUUUUUGACAAAUGUCAACAACCCCUGCAACCUGCCGCAAUAUUUCAAUUUUCAAGACAUCUAUCAGUACUUUCAAAGUGUACAUUACUUCACUAGAUAUUAGUAUAUAUGAGGGUGGCUGAGUGUGAGAAGAGACAUUGAUGAGGCAAAAAUCUACAUGUCUUGAGCCAAUAGAACUCAUAGAGAUGUAUUUACGUAUAUUUACUUACUUUGAUCAGCCCCGUGUAGCACUUUGGCUUAAUGAAGAUGGUGCAUGGAAUGAACCCUCAAUUGGCUCCUUCUCCCUACAAAGAUGUUGCAAGAUAAAUGCCUUCAGUGUAUCUACUUCCAUUUGCAGUUGUUCCACCCCACUUCCCAACCGAACCACUUUACUUUUCAAUUCUACCACCUCACUUUUCAGUUCCACCACUUCACUUCUCAGUUCAACCACUUCAAUACCUAGAGCGACUACCUCAUUAGAGUACAAUGUCGUGGUAGAAUUUGUUGAAGCUGAGGAAGUAGAAGGCCCAAAAUAGGUCGAUGGGGUUGGUCCCAAGACAACACAACGAACCCUCCCAGGAUGCUCGAGACCAAGUAGCUUCGGAAAGAUCUGUUCAUUACCAGCAGACCCUUCCUGUCAAAGAGUAUGCGCCUUUUCCUGCGCAAAAUUAGUAAUCAAGUAUAAAACAAAAUUAGUAAUACACAAAUUUAUUAUCAAGCUUAAUAUGACAAAUGAAGUUAUAGAAAGAUA